Guillardia theta CCMP2712 is the source of this 752-nucleotide messenger RNA. RefSeq lists its product as hypothetical. The record is from RefSeq and is a predicted model, not a curated record. The coding region runs from base 50 to 670 and encodes 206 amino acids. The transcript has 2 exons. NCBI's taxonomy places the organism in Eukaryota, Cryptophyceae, Pyrenomonadales, Geminigeraceae.
AGAAGCUCCUGGCAAGGUGAAGCAGGAGGGAGAAGAUCGCUCGGGCGCCAUGUCUGCGCUCAUCGACCUUGUUGAGAAGGAAUAUCCCGGUGACAAGGUCAAGAAGGAGAAGCCCGAGGCUGCAGGUGGCGACGCGAGUGACGCUGCCGCCGUUGGUGGGGCCGACCAGGAUCGAGCGAACGAGCCCUCGAGCGGGAAGAGGAAGAUGUCAUCGGACGAGGCUGAGCGCAGCCAAGAGGGCUCCAAGGAGAAGAGGAAGAAGUCGGAGAGCGAGGAACCCAAGGCAGAAGCAGCUGCUGAUCAUGCGAGCGAGGACUCGGAUGAGGGAGGCCUCGAGAUCGAUGAAGGAGACGAGGAUGAAGAGAAAGAGGCGAAGACGCAGGCCAGCGUGAAGCCGAACAAGGAACAGGAAUCGUCCGCUGUGGAAGGAGAGGAUGCUGCUGCUGUACCGAACUCCGAGGAACUGAAGCAGUCGGCAACAAAAGUUGCUGAGGAUGCGAAGAUGGCAGAGUCGCAGGAGGAGAAGGCGCAGGACUCCUCCAAGAAGGAGGAGGAGGCAGAGACCCAACCUGAUCCUCACUCCGGAAUUAAGCCGGCCACCAAGAGCCAGGAGGAGGCUGACGAGGACGAGGAUGUUGAUGACGAUGAUGAUGACGAUGAGGACGAGUGAAAGGAGAGCUGCUGUAAGCGCCUGAUUUCCUGCUCUUGCACGCAAACAUAUCAAGUUAAGGAAUAAAUCUCUAGAUAUUGUC